AUGGGCCACGGCGGUAUGAGUUGUGGAAUGAAAACUGUACGUUUAAUUAUGGUAUUGUUCAAUGUUGUAUUUUUUUUAAUUGGUGUUGCUCUUCUUGCACUUGGCAUUUAUGUUAUGGUUGAUCCAAAAUUUCAAAAGCUGAAAGAAUUUUUACCACUUAGUACAGAUCCAGGAAUUGCAAAGGGUUUAUCGUAUCUUGAAGUAAUAGGCAUUGCUAUUAUUGUUUUGGGCUCUGUUCUAUUAGUUGUUGGCUUUCUGGGCUGUUGUGGCGCAAUGAAACAAGUGAAAUUGUUUCUAAUAUGCUAUGGACUUAUUGUCGCACUUAUUAUCAUUGUCGAGGUAGCGAUAACAAUAUAUUUUGUUGUUUUUCAAGCAAAUUUUAAAAUUCAAUUUGUACCAAAACUACAACAAUCAAUUAAAAAUACAUAUGAAGGACCACUUGCAUUAAUCUACGAGGAAAUGCCUAAACCAUCGCCAAUAUCAUUAGCUUGGGAUUUUAUUAUGUAUAAUUUUCAAUGUUGUGGUGUUGAAGGAAAAUUAGAUUUUUAUGGAGCAACAAAUUGGAAUCGUACAAAUCCAUGGUGGAGUCCAUUGUUGCCACCUACUAUGAAAGAAUUCGUAUAUCCAUUAACAUGCUGUCCGAUGGGAAGUCUAAAACAAAACUGGAAUGAUUUACCUUUAGAUCGAUUACAACAAGCAGCUAAUUGUGCUCUCAAUGGAAUUAAUAUUUAUGAGACAGGUUGCUAUAAUAAAUUAGUCGAUUUACUUAAUUCUACCAGGACUUGGGUUAUCGCUGCGGCUGUAGUUGUUCUCGUUAUAGAAUUACUUACCUUUAUUUUUACUAUGGCAUUAUGUUGUCGCGAAAGAAAAGAUACAAUAUAUUAUUCAUCAUAA
Molecule: messenger RNA, 894 nt
Organism: Rotaria socialis
Lineage: Eukaryota; Metazoa; Rotifera; Eurotatoria; Philodinida; Philodinidae
Source: the annotation of a GenBank genome assembly